Messenger RNA from Vicia villosa (hairy vetch), 1077 nucleotides. RefSeq lists its product as uncharacterized. The coding region runs from base 1 to 1077 and encodes 358 amino acids. Lineage: Eukaryota; Viridiplantae; Streptophyta; Magnoliopsida; Fabales; Fabaceae. The record is from RefSeq and is a predicted model, not a curated record. The transcript has a single exon.
AUGUCUGAUCACUCGUCUGAUACAGAGUCCCAGCAUUCGCCCAAACAUUCUUUACCUAAAACUGAAAUACCUCAAUCUGUCAGAACAUACCAUGAAAACCACCCUGUUCAGAUCACAACAAUUCGACUGAACGGUCCUAAUUAUUUUCGGUGGUCACAGUCUGUCCGUUUGUAUCUCAGGGGGAGAGGAAAAAUUGGCUACAUCACUGGAGACAAGAAACAACCAGACAAGGAAGGUGCAGACUAUGAUAGUUGGGAUGCUGAAAAUUCCAUAGUCAUGACAUGGUUAGUCAAUUCCAUGACUGAAGAGAUAGGUGCAAACUAUCUUUGUUAUGCUACUGCAAAAGAUCUUUGGGAAAGUGUCUCUCAGAUGUAUUCUGAUUUGGACAACCAAUCCCAAAUUUAUGAAUUAACUCUCCAGCUUGGAGAAAUUCGUCAAGCUGAAGAUUCUGUUACCAAAUACUUCAAUUGUCUCAAGCGUAUUUGGCAAGAUUUGGAUCUGUUCAAUGUAUAUGAGUGGAAGUCACCCGAGGACUGCAAGCACUACAAGAAGAUGGUGGAUGUUCGUCGUGUCUUCAAGUUUCUUGUAGGUCUAAAUAUUGAGUUUGAUGAGGUUCGUGGCCGAAUUCUUGGCAGGAAUCCUAUCCCUCCAAUUGGUGAAGUAUUUGCUGAAGUGCGUCGCGAAGAGAGUCGCAGGCAGGUGAUGCUUGGAAAAAAGGUUGCCAUUGUCCCUCCAUCAGUCGAAGGAUCUGCAUUGGUUGUUCCUCAAGUCAAUCGCAAACCUUUCCCUAAUCCACGAGGUGGUGACAAGAACCAUUUAGUUUGCGACUACUGUGGUCAAAAGCGUCACACUCGGCAAAAUUGUUUCAAACUACAUGGUAGGCCAAAUAAUAGAAAAGCUGGAAGGUUUGGUGACCGCCCUACGUCUACAACCAAUGAGGCUGGCUCGUCUCCAUUUACUAAGGAGCAAAUGGAUCACCUUUUUAAACUUCUAAAGUUCAAUUCAUCACCUAAUGUUCCUGUUGGAACAGUGGCACAAACAGGACCAGAACUCGGGGAAGAUGAUUGGAACUGCUAG